This is a messenger RNA of Acanthopagrus latus (yellowfin seabream), 3875 nucleotides long. RefSeq names its product syntaxin 3A (gene stx3b). Gene Ontology annotation, molecular function: SNAP receptor activity; SNARE binding. The coding region runs from base 385 to 1254 and encodes 289 amino acids. Lineage: Eukaryota; Metazoa; Chordata; Actinopteri; Spariformes; Sparidae. The record is from RefSeq and is a predicted model, not a curated record. Gene Ontology annotation, biological process: exocytic insertion of neurotransmitter receptor to postsynaptic membrane; intracellular protein transport; synaptic vesicle fusion to presynaptic active zone membrane. The transcript has 11 exons. Gene Ontology annotation, cellular component: synaptic vesicle; endomembrane system; postsynapse.
GAGCCCGUGAAGUGCGUUUUAGAAUGAUUACUGGUGGCCAACGGAGAGACAGAUUAUACGGCUCUACACAACUGUUGUUUUAAUCCCCUGAGCGAGGAGAUUUAGCAAAGAAAAAAAAAACACUGGUUUUAAACCCAGCAGCCAUAUUGUAUGGAAAAACGACGGGAAGACCCCUCUUUUCCGAAAAAGUGUUCUUCUCAGACACCUCUGUCAAGACAUCUGGGGAGUUUGAUUUUCUUUCUAACUGGCGGCGGGUUUGUGUCGGACAGCUAGCCUGCCAGCUGGCUGAGGAAUUCAGAGGUCGGGACUUGUUUUUGAGCCAUUUUACACAAUAUUGUGCUCAUCUUUUUUUGGCGUGAAGGUGUGAAACUAACCGUCUGAAAGAUGAAGGACCGAUUGGAGCAGCUCAAAGCGACGUGUGAUCAAGAUGACGACGAGGUGGAGAUUGCUAUUGACAACGCCGCCUUCAUGGACGAGUUCUUCUGUCAGAUCGAGGACAUCAGGAACAGCAUUGAUAAGAUUGAUGAGAAUGUGGCUGAAGUCAAAAAGCUGUACUCGGUCAUCCUGUCUGCUCCCACAUCAGAUCAGAAAACACAGGAUGACUUGGAGGCAAUCACCAAUGACAUAAAGAAGAUGGCCAACAAUGCAAGAAACAAACUCAAGACCAUCGAGAGGAAUCUGGAGUCAGAGGAGCAGGAGAGGGUGUCGGCUGACAUGCGGAUACGUAAAUCACAGCAUGCAGUGCUGUCCAGGAAAUUUGUGGAGGUAAUGACGAAGUAUAAUGAAGCCCAGGUGGACUUCAGGGAGAGGAGUAAAGGACGGAUUCAAAGACAGCUAGAGAUCACUGGAAAAGCAACGACAGACGACGAGCUGGAGGAGAUGUUGGAGAGUGGAAAUGCUGCUGUGUUUACUGCAGGGAUUGUGGACUCUGGGAUCUCUAAACAAGCCCUGAGCGAGAUCGAAUCCAGACACAAAGACAUCGUCCGUCUGGAGAGCAGCAUCAAGGAGCUGCACGACAUGUUUGUAGACAUCGCCAUGCUGGUGGAGAGCCAGGGUGACAUAGUAGACAACAUAGAGCAGAAUGUGUCCAAGUCAGUGGACCACAUAAUGGUGGCAAAGGAACAGACCAAAAAAGCUGUAAGGUACCAGACCAAAGCACGCAAGAAAAUGGUGAUAAUAGUGGUGAUUGUGGUGGUCUUGCUGGCCAUAAUAGCUCUCAUAAUCGGUUUGUCAGUGGGAUUGAAGAAGAGCUGAUGAGCUGUUUGUAUAGGAGGAGAGCUAAGGAAGAUGAUCAUUAUUGGUGUGUGCUGUGCCGUGGUUGUUCUCAUCAUCGUCAUCGUCAUCAUCACGCAGACGGUAUAACAGGACUGCUGUCUCAUUGCCACCACCAGUUUAUUUUUUUCAUCCUCCACACCAUCCUGUCCUCCAUCAGGUGGCCCACCAAAGACAAAAACUGAUGAUCACUCCAUGUGGAUACAAUGACAUUCAAUCUGCAGAUGUUCAACUCGUCAAUUAAAAAAAGGGUCUAUUGUUUGACCUAUGAGGAAAAAGAAGGCUUACAAGACUUGUAAUAGUCAUAAAAACUUUUUGUCCAAUCAGAUCAUCCCUUCCUGGCCUGUGCGGGUCUGUUUGGCCCCGCCAGUUUGAGGAUGCUCCACUGCAAAAUGAGGAAAUGAGACUGAAUCUGUCAGAGGUACAAUACCUGUCGAAUCUCUGCGGAGGGGAAAAGGGAAUUGAAAAUUAACUGAUAUCUACGUCACUCCGGUGCCACUAAACAUUUCAUUGUUCAACACUCGGUGCCAAAGAAUCGGCCUGGAAGUGAGUGUCAUCUGAAGGUUUCACAUCACCUCCUGUUUCAACAUGUUGUGCCUUUAUUGAGCCUUGACACAUUUUGUGAUUUGAAAAGCUAGCUACUGUUUGUUCAGUGUAUUGGAUUAUGUUGGGUUUAGGGAGUUCCAGCACUUUCACAUGUCAAAGUAUGUCUUAUUUCUGUAAUUAACUGCACCAUCGUGUAAAUAAUUGAAUUAUUUGCGUGUUAUCAAUGUCUGUUUUUUAACUUGAAGAGGACCGGUGUUCUCACUUAUGAUUCUUCAGUUUAGAGAGCCCAAGUGGCUUUGAUUUUUUUUUUUUUUCUUUUAAAUGUGAAGGAUGGUGGAUGGAAACACAUUUCAUGGACAGGUGGAGCUAAGAUGAGCAAAAGCAGACAGGCUAGGAGGAUAAACACACAUUCCUUGCUUGAAGAUUUAUCUAACCACUGCAACAUCUGAGAGAAAAGCCAGAAUAUUUGUUUUGUAUCUCUGCAAAACCUGUUCCAGUGUUAACCACCUUGACCUUUUACAUGGUUGUUUCCUUUGUUUAAAUGCUGUAAAAACACGACGUUUUAAUGCCAAAGGGUGGAAAGAUAGUAACACUAGCCUUUUCCACAUUAGUACCAAAAUAGUCAAUGUAUUUAUUAUACUUUCUGAUGCUAAUAAAGUCGCCCAUACGUGGUGAGAUGUAAAUGGACACUCUAGCAUACAGUAAAGUCUCCCUGACUGGUGGCUCUUUACUAGUGUGAGAUGCAUUUCCUGGCAUAGUUUAGGUCUCAUAGUAUUUCUACUUUACAUACACAAAUCAGUUGCUAGUUUAGAAAGUAGUGCAUUCUAAUACAGCAGCCCUGCAAUAAAUCCUGUAUCCGUCAAUGUGAAUAAUGUGCUUAAAGUCAUUUAGUCAUUUAAACAGUUUAAAAUUAAAGGGACAUUGCACAAUAACAACAUGUCUGUAAAUUUGCCAGUUUAGCCAUCCUGGCUAAUUUUGUGCAGGUAUAACAACUAAUAAACUAACAAAUUGGAGGCUGAUUAUCACUGAUACAAGCAAACUAUCAGAAAACACCUCCCAGUAUAGCUGUUUAUAAUUCAACCUAACAACUGAGUACAACCUCCAUACUGAUCAUGAGGUUGAAUCCUCACAUAUCCACAACAGUUUCUUUUAGACUUUUCUGGUUUUGGUCCAUAUUGUAAUGAUGAAAAACAGAACUGUACCUGACUUUCUGACAAAAUCUGGUAUGUUGGUUCUGGUAGUAUAUAAAUAUAUGUACCAGUAAACCAAACAAAGGUCGGAUUUCUUUCAGGGCCACUGUAUUAGACUGCAUCACUUUAAGCUACGUGUGUCGACCUAACAAACUGGCAACUGAGUUUAUUCUUGUUAGUCACCAUCAUGCCAUUGGGCCUUUUCCUCUUGGUAGAUGGAGGGCACAUGUUGUCACCCAGUGGCUUUAAAUGUGCAAUAUGAAGGAAUUUCAGCUGAAAGCCUUAAAACAAAUGAACUAAAAUGAUCUACAGAAAAUUAGGAAAUAACAGCUUUGACGUUUGUCAUCUAUGUAUUGUUCUGCAGCUACACUUAGCGGUUGAUCUGGACAGAUGCUGCUAUGGACUGUUCUUACAUACUGCACCUUUAAUACGUCCAUUAAAGCUGGUGAUUCCAGCUGUGCAUGUAGGACUGUAUAUAAGAGAUACUAUAGGAGUCAAAAUGAUCCAUUUCAGUCCGCAGGUAUUUAGGGGUCUUGUAGUGCAGAGACGUAACUUGUAAAAUGUCCUGUGCGAUAUGAAGGCUGCCAUCUCUGAGAGAAGUCUUUGUUUGUGUCAGAGCGGAGCCUGAAUGGAGCCUUUUAAUCCUGGUCGUACAGGGAGCGCUUGAAAGUGAGAGGGCCCUCCUAAACUUGGGUCAGUCUAACCAGGCAGUCUGCUUCUCAAAUGUUUAAUCCUCAUUCGAGGACCUUUUCUUCACAUCAUUUCAGCUCCCAUCUCAAGAAAAGGACAGAACGGAAGCUGUUGCACACUGUUUUAAAUCAACAUGGCGAUGAUUUUGAAGGAAAUUAAAAGAUUUUAUGUUUUAUA